CCCCCCCCCCCUCUCCUCCAGAUACCCGUCGCUGCCAUGACAGGCAGAGGUCUCCUCUCGACCGCGGCUCGGCCGGCUGGAGAAGAUUGAUUUAGGGACGAUCGGGGUCGCGACUGCGGAUGUCAUUGUGUCGGUUCGGAGCCCCGUGAAUAGCAUCCGUGCAAACGCACCGCGAUUCUCACUCAGGGAAAAGAGGAGAGAGUAAAACAACAUGUCCUCUCGGUCUGCAUUACCGUCUGGGAACGACAGGAGUACUGGAGACCACCAUGUUUCGCUGGGGGCCAGCCGCUCCGACAAGGCCACCAGCCAGUCCAGCCGCUCUCUGGGGGCCCGCUGCAGGAACUCCAUUGCUUCCUGCUCCGACGAGCAGCCACACAUCGGCAACUACCGCCUGCUGAAGACCAUCGGCAAGGGAAACUUUGCUAAGGUCAAGCUGGCCCGCCACAUUCUGACUGGCAAGGAGGUUGCAAUAAAAAUCAUUGACAAAACUCAGUUGAAUCCAACCAGCCUACAAAAGCUCUUUCGGGAAGUCCGAAUAAUGAAAGGCUUAAAUCACCCUAACAUAGUGCAGCUGUUCGAGGUGAUCGAGACUGAUAAGACCCUUUACCUAAUCAUGGAGUACGCCAGUGGAGGUGAGGUGUUUGACUACCUCGUGUCUAAUGGGAGAAUGAAGGAGGUUGAAGCCAGAGCCAAAUUUCGACAGAUUGUCUCCGCCGUCCACUACUGCCACACAAAGAAGAUUGUCCACAGAGAUUUGAAGGCGGAGAACCUUCUGCUGGACGCAGACGCCAACAUCAAAAUCGCCGACUUCGGCUUCAGCAACGAGUUCACGCUGGGCAACAAGCUGGACACGUUUUGCGGCUCGCCGCCCUACGCCGCCCCCGAGCUUUUCCAGGGCAAGAAGUAUGACGGGCCCGAGGUGGACGUCUGGAGUCUCGGCGUCAUCCUCUACACGUUGGUUAGCGGCUCGCUGCCCUUUGAUGGGCAGAACCUGAAGGAGCUGAGGGAGCGUGUGCUGAGGGGAAAGUACCGCGUGCCCUUUUACAUGUCCACCGACUGUGAGGGAAUCCUUCGCCGAUUCCUGGUCCUCAACCCCACCAAACGCUGCACCCUAGACCAAGUCAUGAAGGACAAGUGGAUCAAUUCUGGGUAUGAAGAGGAUGACCUGAAGCCCCACAUAGAACCUGUUGAAGACUUCAGCGAUCCGGCUCGCAUCGAGGUGAUGGUGGGGAUGGGCUUCACAUCCGGAGAAAUCAAGGAUUCUCUGCUCAAUCAGAAAUACAAUGAAGUCACCGCUACCUACUUACUACUUGGCCGCAAAGGCGAUGAGGCCAGUGAGGCUCGCACAGCCAGUAGCCUGUCCCUGGCCAGGGUUCGACCCAGCCCCAUCACCAAUGGAACCAACAAGCACUCCUCAGCCACUGGCUCCUCUUCGUCCUCCACCUCCUCCUCACAUAGCAAGACCCAGCGCAGUGCCUCCACCUACCACAGGCAGCGGCGGCACAGCGACUUCUGCGGGCCCUCCAUGCCCGUCAUGCACCCCAAGCGGAGCCCCACUAGCACGGGCGAGCGCGAGCUGCGGGAGGGACGAAUGCCAUCACGUAAAGCCAGUUGCAGUGUAAUGGGGAGCCACAGCCUCCCUCCUUCCAGCCCAAUGGUCAGCAGUGCCAACAACCCCAACAAGUCUGAAAUCCCAGACCGUCGAAAAGACAUGAUCGCCACCACGAAUAACAUACCUGGAAGCGCCAUGACACGCAGGAAUACAUAUGUCUGCACUGACCGCUCAGGUGCUGACAGACACUCUCUUCUGCAGAACGGCAAAGACAACAGCUCCCUGGGCCACCGCAUUCCCCAAGCGUCUCCCUCCACGCUUAGCAUUUCUGGCACAGGAGCUGCCGCCGCAUCCUCGUCCUCAGACCGAUGCCGCUUGACCCGAGGCUCCACCAUCCGCAGCACCUUUCACGGGGGACAGCUGAGGGAUCGUGGGCCCCCGGUCUACUCGGCCCCACCCACCUCACCCACUUUGUCCCACCAUGACACCAGCCCCCUGCCCCACGCCCGUACCAGGGCAACCUCCAACCUCUUCACCAAGCUGACCUCCAAACUCACUCGCAGGGUCAACCUUGACCCAUCCAAGCGCCAGGGCUCAAACAAAUCUGUCUCGGGUUGUACUCUUCCACAAGGAUCAAAAACAGUUAGGUCCCAAAUGAAUCUGAGGGAAUCAGGAGAUUUGCGGUCUCAAGGUCAGUGCUCUUGUUCCAGCUGCAGGACAGCACUUUAUUGCCAUGUACCUUGGUAUCAAAAAGCGUCCGAGCCCCGGACCGUCGGACGUGGCUGGGAUCUGAGCGGUGGUGUGAGGCGGGACCCUGCGGAGGUGGUUCUGGCCUUGCGGGAGGCGGCGCUCGGAUGUGGCUGCCUGGUCCACCAUGCCGGCCCAUUUCUGCUUUCCUGCACCCACGGCGUUGCAGGGGGCCGCGUGGCUUUCGAGGCUGAGGUGUGUCACCUUUCCACGGGCACCUCGGGGACUUCUAACGGGGUGCGCUACACGCGACUCUGGGGGACGCCACUAGCUUUUCGUGACAUUGCCACCCAAAUCUCCAAGGACCUUGAACUUUGAACGGAGGGACGUGUUGUUCGAGCGCUGGCUGGUGUGUGAGCGACUGUUGGAUGCCUGCGUGCAAAGGGAGGUGGGGGUGAAAAGAGUUGAAAAAGACAAUGGCAGUGAAGGGGCAAGGGGCUGGACCCAAAAGAAAAGACUACUCCUUCUGCCUCUUUCAACAUUACCCACCCCUCCCUCCACACACCCCCACCGCUCCCCUGCAAGAACACACACUCACAGUCACACACAUACGCACACACCUGGCCAGUAAAGUCACACAGAUGGAGGCACCCCCUUCACCCAACCCUACUCAGCCAAAUGUUUGACUAAGCAACUGGACCCACUGGACCUGGAUCAGAAGGAAUCUAUUUGAAUAUUUUUUAUUGCUACUCUAGCCAUAAUGACUCUUUACUUUGUUAUUUAUUGCUGUGAUCUUACAUUUGACCCACAGUCACUUCCACCACUACGGAAAAACAUUCAUUCAUUAAUCAGCCAGUCCCUACCCCCCCCCCCCCCCCCCACCAGUAUUAUCUGCAGACAUAACAUUGUCAAAUGUUGAUUAUGGCCCAACUCAAUGAUCAGACCGGCAGCCAGAGGGUUGUGUGGCUCUGAUCCGUGUACAUACGGCAGUGACAUCUGCACCGGAUUAAGGUCAACGGUGGUCGACAGGCCUUUGAAACAGCCAAUCAGAGUCUGAAUAGGGACAUUUUCCGCGUUGUCCUCCGUUACAGUUGUUGCCUCUCAGUCACAGAGGCACAGGGCAUUGCAAAAGAUUUGUGAGUUUUUUAGCUCAAAUUUGAUGCGUACAAGAUUUUUGGGGCGGUAACACAAUGCCCAUUCAAGAGUCUUUCCACAGAAUUAAAUUAACAAAGGAUUUGGUGAAAUAUUAUCAAGUUUAACUUUCCCACCCUCGCUGUAAUGAAACACUAUUUUUAUGGCUGUGUCUAUAAGGUAAUGGAUAGAGAGGCCUGCAAUGAUCACAUGCACACAAGCUGCACUCUGGUUGGCUGGAUUCAUCGUUUGGUCAGCGCUGCUCACUGUCAGUACAACGUCAUCAAAGCACGAGCUUGGUUUGCCCUGCAAAUCUUGACCCUUGAAAUCUUGCAGUCGUUCCGCCACAAAAAAAUACAAUUUCUCUGGUUUCUUUUCCAGUGCGAUGCAAUUCUUUGGGUUGUCUUUGGUGCCAUGUGCUGUCAUCUUAGUUCCUUGAUAAGAAGCAACACAAGCGGAUCAGGCAGAGCAACAAAACCUCUCAGUUACACACUCACCGCUUAAGGCACAGAGAGAAACACCAUUCUAUAAAUGUCCACUCUCUCCCAUUUUUUGGCACAGUCUAUGUACUGGCCUGUCCAUUGUUGAUGACUGUCUGGGCUAGAAGGAUCAGGUGGGAGUGUUUUGAAUCCGGCACGACAAAGGCAGUGUGCGCAGUGUUUUCUUCUUGUUAGUCCAGUUGCCUUUAAAGUGAAACAACCCCCGGCGCCUUCAUACAGCACAUAUUUAAUGUAAAAAAAAGAAACAAAAGAAAAAAAUGAGAGCUUUCUAUUCUCCCUCCCUGUUUUUAGUGAAUAACGUACUGUGAUAUUUACGUAGGCUACAGAGAUCAUGUUGUUUGGCUGAUGAUUUACUGUUAAUACUAUCUCUCAGUUGUGGUUUGCUCAUGGUGACCCCAAAAUGCUCCACCCCCAUUUCCUUUCCCACCCAUCAUAAACUCCGCCCAAUUCCCUACGAUUAACAGGGACACCAACCUUGACCCUUGGAUCCACCACCUUUGCACGUACAGCGGCCUCUUUUCAAACGUUCCAGCGAGCGCUUGCUUUCCUCAGCUCUUCGUUGGAGACUCGCUCGCUGGGCGACACUCAACCAUCAUCCACACUUGCAUUGUAGACCCUUUGUAUGACAUCUUCUCAGUCCCGUCUGUGCUGUUUCCGGAGGCCGU
Messenger RNA from Pungitius pungitius (ninespine stickleback), 4535 nucleotides. RefSeq names its product MAP/microtubule affinity-regulating kinase 4a (gene mark4a). Gene Ontology annotation, biological process: protein phosphorylation; intracellular signal transduction; microtubule cytoskeleton organization. The transcript is spliced from 18 exons. Bases 212 to 2617 code for a protein of 801 amino acids. Gene Ontology annotation, molecular function: protein serine/threonine kinase activity; tau-protein kinase activity; ATP binding. NCBI's taxonomy places the organism in Eukaryota, Metazoa, Chordata, Actinopteri, Perciformes, Gasterosteidae. The record is from RefSeq and is a predicted model, not a curated record. Gene Ontology annotation, cellular component: cytoplasm.